This is a messenger RNA of Rhodofomes roseus, 750 nucleotides long. RefSeq lists its product as uncharacterized. The record is from RefSeq and is a predicted model, not a curated record. The transcript is spliced from 4 exons. NCBI's taxonomy places the organism in Eukaryota, Fungi, Basidiomycota, Agaricomycetes, Polyporales, Fomitopsidaceae. The coding region runs from base 1 to 750 and encodes 249 amino acids.
AUGAGAGACGGGAAGCAGACCGACAAGUCCGCCGCUCCCGAUGGCCAGCAGCGGUUCAGCAUCAGCCAGCUUCAGCAACUGGUGGAGGCUCUUCAGCUCGCAUCUGAGCAAGAAGCAGAACGUCAGAUGUGGCGAGACGUCGAGGAUCCCGGUCACCCCAGCCCUUCAGCCCCAGCAACGGAAACUAGGGCUCAGGGCGCGGGAGCUAGCGCUCGGGGUGUGGGAGCUGGCACUCGGGGUGCGGGAGCUGGCACUCGGGACUCGGGGGCUGGCGCUCAGGGUGCGGGAACCGUUGCUCAGAGUGCAGGAACUGUUGCUCCGCAAACGGGAUACAUCGCGCAGGCCGGGCACGACGGUUACCCGAUUUCGGCGGACUAUGCGCCUCCCGCUCGUCCGUCCUCCCCGCGGCCGCCCACCGGUCGUUGGGGCACCCAUCCCGGCGUAGCUACCUCUCAGGCUGUUGUCGGCAAUGACGAUAAUGGGGCUGGACGCUGCGGCGGCUGCUGUGACAACUGCGGCUGUUACAACCGCGCUUCUGAGGACGCUGAUCCUGGGAACAACGCCGGCGGGCUAAGAUGGUAUUGUAUCACCAAAGGGAAAGCGAUCGGCGUGUUUCCCGACUGGGCAAUGGUCGGCCCUCUGACUCUCAAUGUGUCUGGCUCGCUGCAAAGACGGCACGCGACGUUCGGUGCUGCACUAACGUCGUUUAUCAACGCAGUGAACAGAGGCGACGUUGCCGUUAUCAUGUAG